Molecule: messenger RNA, 1484 nt
Organism: Ochotona princeps (American pika)
Lineage: Eukaryota; Metazoa; Chordata; Mammalia; Lagomorpha; Ochotonidae
Gene: PENK
Product: proenkephalin
Exons: 4
Coding region: 343-1146 (267 amino acids)
Biological process (GO): chemical synaptic transmission; neuropeptide signaling pathway; sensory perception
Cellular component (GO): dendrite; plasma membrane; neuronal cell body
Molecular function (GO): opioid receptor binding
Source: RefSeq, a predicted model, not a curated record
CUCAACUCCCCGCACGCGGGCCGCAGCGGCGCGGGGCGACCCCUCCCGCCCGGGCGUCGGCGCGGGGCUGGCGUAGCGCCUGCGUCAGCUGCAGCCCGCCGGCGAUUGGGGCACACUCGCCUCCUUCGGUUUGGGGCCAAUUAUAAAGUGACUCCAGCCUCGGCUGGCCCCGGGACAGCGAGGCAGGCGUUUCGAGCCCCGCAGCGCGGCCCGUGGCCCGCGACGAGUGGUGUCUGGAACCCGUUUUUCCAACCCGCCGGCUCCAUUCGAAGAGCGUCAGCUUAAGGACAGGUUCCGCGUUUGGACCGGCUGCGAGCGCGCGUCCUUCUCUCUCUUCAGUCCAUGGCGCGGUUCCUGAGACUUUGCACUUGGCUGCUGGCUCUCAGCCCCGGGCUCCUGGCGACCGUGAGAGCAGAAUGCAGCCAGGACUGCGCGACUUGCAGCUACCGCCUGGUGCGCCCGGGGGACAUCAACUUCCUGGCUUGCACGCUGGAGUGUGAAGGGCAGCUGCCUUCUCUCAAAAUCUGGGAAACCUGCAAGGAUCUACUGCAGGCCACCCAGCCCGAGCUUCCCCAGGAGGGAGCCAGCUCCCUCCGAGAAGGCAGCCGACAGGAUGACGGCCACUGGCUGGCCAAGAAGUAUGGAGGCUUCAUGAAGAGGUAUGGGGGCUUCAUGAAGAAAACGGAUGAGUUUUAUCCCUUGGAGCCGGAAGGCGAGACCAACACAGGCGAGAUGCUGGGCAAGAGGUAUGGGGGCUUCAUGAAGAAGAACGCGGACGAGGAGGAGACCCUGGCCAAUUCCUCGAACCUCCUGAAGGAGCUGCUGGCCACAGGCGACAGCCACGACAGUGGCCACCAGCACGAGGGCGGCGACCGCGAAGAAGAGGUGAGCAAGAGGUAUGGGGGCUUCAUGCGGGGCGUGAAGAGAAGCCCCGCAGUGGAAGACGAGACCAAGGAGCUGCAGAAGCGUUACGGCGGUUUCAUGCGCAGGGUGGGCCGCCCCGAGUGGUGGCUGGACUACCAGAAGCGCUACGGGGGCUUCCUCAAGCGCUUCGCCGAGGCCCUGCCCUCGGACGAAGAAGGUGAGGCUUAUUCCAAAGAGGUCCCCGAGAUGGAAAAGCGAUAUGGAGGGUUCAUGCGAUUUUAACACCCUUUUCCUGUGGGUGACCCCAGCCUCUUCCCACCCUCAUCCCUACCCGCGCCCGAGCUCCCCUCUUCCCGCCUGGGAAGCCACCUCGUGGAUCGUGUGGUGUUAUCAUGUGUUGCUUGUUCCCUGUGUUUGCCUUGUCUGGCUACCUCUGCCGUCCGACCAUUGACAUUGGCCGUGCUGGCUUUUCCCCAAGGUCUUCAAGCUUGGCUUUUGUCUCUCGCUCUCUUGUUUUUCCUGUCAAAAUAGUUCUGUUACUCUGUUCCUUGUUUUUGAUCAACCUCACUCAAUGCUUCCUUGUAUAUAAACCUAAUAAACUUGUUACCCCAACGGCAUAA